AUGAUUAAGCGUGUAACAGCCGUUUUUUCUCGAAAUCCGAAAGUUUUGGAACCACAUCCAAAAGUUCAACGACCUGGUUCAAUUAUUAAAGAAUUUUGUUUAAAUACAUCAACACAUGGUUUACCUGGUAUUGCACGUAGUCAAAGUAUACCAAAUCGUAUAUUUUGGUCUGUUUCAACACUUGCAUUUACUGGUAUAAUGAUCUAUUUUAUUGUUCAAGCUAUUCAUGCAUAUUUCGAAUAUCCUUCACAAACAUCUGUAUCGGUUAUAUUUGAAUGGCCUCAAGCUUUUCCUGCAGUAACUAUUUGUAAUUAUUCUCCAAUACGAUAUGAGAAAUUUAUUGGUUCUUUUUUAAACUAUACUAAUUCAUUGAAUUUAACAAAUACAACAGACACAACCAAUUUUACUGCUACACAAUCUUUAUAUAUUGAUGAUUUUCUAAUUCAUAAAUUCAAUCAAGGAGAUUCUUUUAUGGAUUUUUUUUAUCCACUUGAGGAAAUGAUGAUAAGCUGUGCAUAUAAUGGAAUGUCAUGUUCAGCAGCUAAUUUCACUUGGUUUUUGUCAGCAGUAUAUGGUAUGUGUUAUACAUUCAAUGCUAAAUUAAAAAAUGCUACUAAUGAUGGUAUUAGAUAUAAUGCUGAUUAUGGAGGAAAUGGCGUACUUGAACUACGUCUAUAUGUACAUCGGCAUCAAUAUGUACCUUACAGAUCAAAUGCUGUUGGUAUGGUAGCGUUAAUUCAUGACAAUGCACAGGUGCCUAAUAUUGAACUGUCAGCAGUGUAUCUUUCACCUGGACGACAUCACAAACUGGGCUAUACAAAAAAAAUUAGUAAUUUUUUGCCGUCACCUUACACAGCAUGUAAUGAUAAAGUUAGUCUUGGAUUGCAAGCUGUGAUUGAUGAAUAUCACGGCACUAAUUAUGGAUAUUCACGAUAUCUAUGCUUUUAUGCCGGCAUGCAAGCAUAUAUUUAUCAAAUUUGUGGCUGUGGACAUCCUUUUCUUUGGAAUAUUCGUUCUGUUGUACUUUCAGGCGAUGAUAAAACAACUAAUAUAUCAGUUUGUGAUGUAAAAAAUCCAUGUUACGGUGAGACAAAAGCAACUUUUAUGAACACAGAAUCUAUUUGGAGAACUAAUUGUCCUGAUUGUACAGCAGAAUGCUCCAAUAUUGAUUUCAUUAUGAAAUCAUCGUCACUUUUGGCACCACCUGAAUUUCUAUUCGAUAGUAUAAAAAACUUUGUUGAAUCAUCAAAUAUUACUGUAUCUGCAAAGUGGUCAACAUCAAUGAUUGAGGAAAUUCAAUCCAAUUAUGUUUGUUUGGAAGUUGCUUAUGACAACACACGAACCGAUGUCUAUUCUGAACAAGCAACAAUCAGUCCAGUUGAUGUUCUUUCUAAUGUUGGUGGACAAACAGGUCUUUGGAUUGGUAUUAGUUUUCUAUCGUUGAUAGAAAUUGCUGAAAUGAUCUAUCGACUUAUACAUUAUCAAUAUUAUAAUCUUCGAAGAAUUAUACAAGACAAAUUUAGAACACAGAAAAUUGAUAGUCAAUGA
Messenger RNA from Rotaria sp. Silwood2, 1548 nucleotides. The record is from the annotation of a GenBank genome assembly. Lineage: Eukaryota; Metazoa; Rotifera; Eurotatoria; Philodinida; Philodinidae.